Molecule: messenger RNA, 597 nt
Organism: Blepharisma stoltei
Lineage: Eukaryota; Ciliophora; Heterotrichea; Heterotrichida; Blepharismidae
Source: the annotation of a GenBank genome assembly
AUGCAAGGAUUGAAUAAUUCUAAUUUUUAUCCAGAAUUAGACGAUUGGAACAAGAAAGCCCAUCGGCUUGUAGAAGAUAUUGAAUGUACAAUCAAUGGGUUUUCAGAUUUAUUAAGCCAAUCUUCAAGAAGAAACAAAGAGAAUAUUGUACCGAAUUGUAAAAAUCAUCCAAUCAAAGCAUCCCAUUCAUUGAACGAGCAAUCUUUAUUAGAGCAAUCUACAAAAUCAGACCCAUUCACGGUCAAGAGAAUUAUAAGAGCAGGAAUUGCAUACUUGAAAAAUUCAUCUCCAAGGCCUUUAACGGAUUCCUCUGAAUGCAUUCUUUCUAAUUCUUAUAUCUCAGAACCUUCUUUACCAUUCAGCUUCCAGCCAAUCAAAGUAACAGUUAGGCGGAAAAAUACUGAUUCUAAAGAAAGCAAAGGAUUAAAAAAGAGAUCUAAAUCAGCAAAAAGAUCUAAUAUUGAAAAUAAAGAUAAACCUUUGGGUUCUAAAAGGAAAGAAAAUAAAUCAAAAAUGCCACAGAAGAGAGGAAGAAGUCUUGAUAGCUCCAAGGCUUCAAUAAAGCCUUUAAGGAGUAAGAGUGCAAAGAGAUCUUAA